AUGAUGACGAAGGAAGCGGUCCCGGUAAUCAGCGAAAGUCGUGACAGGCUUUUUGUGCCAAUCUUGGUGAUCUGCGCCACCACCGGUACUGCUCUGCUUGGAUUGUUGGCUGCACAUCAGAUCAGACAAAGACGUCGAAAGUCGUUUGGCUCACGGGAUAUCACCGAUCUGGCUGAAGAAAUUGAGCGUAAACCUUCUACAGUUUACCAGGACCUAUGCCGACAUCGUAUGACCACCAGAGAGGCUUCAAAUAGCGGAAGUAACUCAAAGAAUUCCAGCACAUCAUCAUGGUGUGAAGAACCGGUUUUGCAUACAAACUUAGACAUAUCCACUGGGCAUAUUUUACUGGCAUUCCUCAAAGAGCAUUUACAAAAUCCACAAAAAAUUGAGGAACAAUGGGCUUUAUUGGGCAACUAUGUCAAUCCAAAUUCCUGUUCCUCAAUCGCUGAACUCGAACAGAAUAAGGAUAAAAACCGUAAUCCCGACUGUUUACCAUAUGACGAUACGUUAAUAAGCAUUCAUUCGCCGACCGGUGAUGGUACCUCAUCCUCAUACAUUAACGCAUCGGCGAUUCACGAUACCGAUCCACGACAGGCCAACUAUAUUGCUACACAAUCACCGUUACCAAACACAGUUGCAAGCUUUUGGCAAAUGGUUUGGGAACAAGGAGCAGUAUUAAUCGUUAAUUUGGCUGACAAUGAAGAUUUGCGCAACGAUCGAUGCACACGUUACUGGCCACAGAACGGCUCUGAAUGUCACAGCGUUUUUGAGACAAAUGUCAUCAAAUAUACGCUCUUAUUAAUGGUUGAUAUCUGA
Molecule: messenger RNA, 816 nt
Organism: Enterobius vermicularis (human pinworm)
Lineage: Eukaryota; Metazoa; Nematoda; Chromadorea; Rhabditida; Oxyuridae
Source: the annotation of a GenBank genome assembly